AUGUUGCUUGCUGCAGUGGUUCUACAUUGUAAUAAUCAGAGCUGUUACGUCUCGAGACAACAUCUCGUCUCGAGACAAGCUCUAAACUGUUUUGAUUACGACAUAAUCAAGAUAUUCACAUCAGCAAUAAAAAUUCAACUGAAAUCUGAUUUUUUUUUUAAUUUUCAUUGGUUUAUUCAAAUUUUGAGGUUUCGGUCAUGGUCUCGUUUUCGUCUCGAAUUUUUCGUCUUGUCCUCGGAUGUCUCAGACAUGCUCUUUGAAUGUCUCGUCUCGCUCUUGUCUUCAGCUCUCAAUGUCUUUGUCUUGCCUUGUUUUUUAAAAAUACUGUCCGGUCACAGCCCUGGUAGUAAUGCAUAUUUCAGAGGCUCUUUUCUUUCAAAUUUGCGCUCUCAAAUUCAUCUUAAAGACAAGAAAAAAAUGAUGUCUGCAAUCGAAGUGAAGUGCGAAUGCAAGUAA
This is a messenger RNA of Helobdella robusta, 456 nucleotides long. RefSeq lists its product as hypothetical. The transcript has 2 exons. The coding region runs from base 1 to 456 and encodes 151 amino acids. Lineage: Eukaryota; Metazoa; Annelida; Clitellata; Rhynchobdellida; Glossiphoniidae. The record is from RefSeq and is a predicted model, not a curated record.